AAACAGUCGUGUUUUUGUGUUCUGCCUCUUUUUUUCCAAAAAAUUCAAAGUUUCUCAUUAAAAUUUCAGUUUUCAUCGCAAAUAAUGUCAAAAAAUUAAAGAAUCAUCAAAAUCAUGUCGGAAUUAUAUCAAAAGGACAUCAAAGUAUGGAUUCCGGAUCCGACGCGUGUUUGGCAAAGUGCGACGAUCCAAGAGCCGUUCCGGGAGGGCGACAAAGUGCUGAAACUGCUUACGGACGACGAUGGCAUCGAAAAAGAGCUGCAAAUCGCCAAUUUAGAGAAAGAUUUACCGCAUUUGAGGAAUCCGAGUAUCCUGAUUGGCCAAAAUGAUCUCACGGCGUUGUCAUAUCUGCACGAACCCGAUGUCCUGCAUAACCUGGAAGUGCGUUUUUUGGGCAAACAAACAAUUUACACGUACUGCGGCAUAAUUCUGGUCGCCAUCAACCCUUAUCAAGACCUCCCGUUAUACGGUUUGGACAUAAUUCGAGCGUAUCGAGGUCACAAUAUGGGCGAAUUGGAGCCGCAUAUCUUCGCCAUAGCCGAAGAAGCCUUCGCAAAGCUCGAACGCGAAAAAUCCGACAUCAGUAUAAUCGUCAGCGGGGAAUCAGGAGCCGGGAAAACGAUGUCCGCUAAAUAUGCGAUGCGUUAUUUCGCUGCUGUGGGCGGAAAUGACUCACAAACUCACAUCGAACGAAAAGUUUUGGCCAGUAGCCCGGUUAUGGAAGCAUUUGGCAACGCAAAAACCACGAGGAAUAAUAAUUCCUCACGUUUUGGGAAAUUUACUCAACUCCUUUUCACGAACGAGAUGAGUGUAAUGUCCCUCACGGGUGCCACGAUGAAAACUUAUUUGCUGGAAAAGUCCCGCGUUGUCUUCCAAUCGCCCGGGGAGCGAAACUACCACAUUUUCUACCAACUUUGCGCCUCAAAAUCCGACUGGAGUGAACUUUUGCUCGACGAUUGGGACAAAUUUACGUUUUUAAAUCAGGGAAAUGCGACUCAAAUUGCUUCGGAUCCCACCGAUUUUCAAGAUACAAUUAAUUCUCUGAAGACUUGUGGCUUCGACGUCGACGCCAUUAAAGACAUCAUGCACGUUUUGGCGGGAAUUUUGCAUUUAGGCAACAUAAAAUUCGUUUCUUCAGGCCGAAAUCAGUCCGGGGGCGAACACGAAGACGCCUGCAACAUCGCCGUAAACGACCUAAGCCUCAGCGUUUUAUGCGAUUUGCUUCAAAUAAACAAGAAAGACCUCCGAAAAUGGCUCAUUACACGUCAAAUCGACUCGUAUAACGAACAAGUCCUGAUCCCGCAUAACAAACAUGCGGCAGAAACAGCUCGUGAUGCCUUGGCAAAGCACAUUUACGCGAAACUUUUCGAUUUUAUCGUGCAAAUCAUCAAUCAGAACCUCGUUUCGGACGAGAAACAAGACGCUUUCAUCGGAGUUUUGGACAUUUAUGGCUUUGAAACUUUUGAAACGAACAGUUUUGAGCAAUUUUGCAUCAAUUACGCCAAUGAAAAGCUCCAGCAGCAAUUUAAUCAGCACGUUUUCAAGCUGGAACAGGAAGAAUAUCUCAAAGAAGGCAUCGUCUGGACCAUGAUUGACUUUUAUGACAACCAACCAUGCAUCAAUUUGAUCGAAGAACGCUUGGGAGUGCUCGAUUUACUCGACGAGGAGUGUCGCAUGGUCAACGGAAGUGACGAAACGUGGCUCACAAAGCUCUACGAGAAAUGCCCGAAGUACGAACACUUCGCGAAACCCCGUUUUGGGCAACAAGCCUUCGUAAUUAAGCAUUUUUCGGACACCGUGCAGUACGAAUCGCGUGGAUUUGUGGAAAAAAAUCGCGAUCACGUGUCGAAAGAGUUGGUAGGCGUAUUACAAAUGUCCGAUAUGCCGUUUUGUCGUCAACUGAUGUGCUUGGAAUCGCUUGAAAAUAACAAUAAAAAAGAAAAUUCACUUUCGCCGACGAGUCCGGGACAGGAAAAAGUCGUAAUUCGAGCGAAAUACGCGACACUGACGAAACAACCGCAGAAAAAAACCGUCGGAAGUCAAUUUCGGGAGAGCCUUUCUUCGUUAAUUUCGACUUUGAGUCGGACAACGUCGCAUUAUGUGCGGUGCAUCAAGCCAAAUGAGGAAAAAGCGCCUUUUAAAUGGGAGCCCCAGAAAAUUGUUCAACAAUUACGAGCCUGCGGGGUCUUAGAAACGGUUCGAAUUUCAGCAGCGGGAUUUCCAUCACGUUGGUCUUACGAUCGCUUCUAUGAACGCUACCACUUGCUAUGUAAACACGCCGAGAUGGUACUUUCAGACUGGAAUAUCAAGGAAAUUUCCGUUAAAAUUGUCAAAAGAUGGAUUCGAGACCCGGAAAAAUAUCGCUUUGGAAAAUCUCAGAUUUUUUUCCGGGCUGGGCAAGUAGCGUUCCUUGAACAAGUUCGAACUGACCUCAGAAAACGCUCGAUAAUUCUCGUUCAAGCUAAUAUCCGGAGAUUUAUCUACAAAAAACGCUUCGAAAAAAUAAAAAAUACAAUUUUGGGGCUCCAGCGAUAUGGAAGAGGCUUCAUGGCGCGAGAAAAAGCAAGAGAAUUGAGACAAACUCGCGCUGCGAUUACCAUUCAACGCUAUUUCCGGGGCUGGAAAUGUCGAAGUCGCUUCAUUUCCGCGAAAAAAACCAUCUUGGGACUUCAAACCCGAGCUCGAGGACUGCUGGUUAGACGAAAAUUCAAAAUUUUGUUGGAUAAUUUCAAGGCAACGCAAGUUCAGAGGUACUGCAGAGGCUUUUUGGCACGUCAGGCAUUCGCGAAACGACAAAAAAGUAUAAUUAUAGUGCAAUCGUUGGUCCGGAGGUUCUUGGCGAAGCGACUUUUGAAGAAGCUAAAAGCUGAGGCGAGGUCCAUAACUCACAUUCAGAAGCUUUAUAAGGGAUUGGAGCAGAAAAUAUUCGAACUGCAACAACGAAAUGACACUUUGACGAAGGAAAAUCACGGAUUGAAGGCUCAGGUGAAGGAUGUGCCGGAACUUAAAUCACGUCUCGAGCACAUGAGAAAUUUAGAAAACGAAUUAAAAAGCACGAAAAAUAUUUUGAGUGAAAAAAAUGUGACUUUGGAGGAACUUCAGAGUGCCUUGCAGAAAGAACAGGACGAAAAAAUGGACAUUUUACAGGAAAAACAAAAAAUUGAGGACAACUUGAGGGACGAAAAGCAACAAUGGAUUGCCGAAAAAGACGAAUUGUAUCAAAAAUUGGAGAUUUUGACGACAAAUCGGGAAGACUCGCCCUCGACGAAACGCAGCAAAAUCAUGUUGAAUGUCGAUAACAACGAAAUUCACAACGCUUAUCAGAAGUCGGUGAAAGAUAAGGAAAAUUUGGAGAACGAAAACGCAUCGUUGAAAGUUGAGGUCAAGCGACUUCAGUAUAUCUUGACGCAUCCAAAUGAGCUUGAAGUUUACUCAAAGUCAAUUAGUAACACGUCGAAUGAUGAUUCCUUGGAGUCGAAGAGAUCUUCCAAUUUGUCCGAUAUUCAUUUGUAUGAAAAUCAUCGGGAUAAAGUUGCUCACAAAGAUGCCACAGCGAUAAUUUUGCGUUUAAGGAAGCUGUUGGAAGAGGAAAAAAGUCGCGGGGAGAUUUUGAGGAAGGAAAUUGGGCGGUUCAGGGAUAAAACUAAUUCGAAAAUUACGGUUGCUGACAUUAUUAGACUUUCCGAGCUCGAAGUCGAAAACGAAAAGCUCAAACAAGACUACCAACUGCUCCGCAACAGCAUCGAUCGCGACGUUGCCGGCUUGGAACUCGAAAAUCAGUAUCAAACUGUCAUCCACGAACUUGCCCGCAGUCGCGAAGAAGUCGUGCAACUCAAAGCGAUCCUCGCACAACAAAGUGAAUCGCUCCGUUCGCUCUCGCAACCCUCAAAUCGCGUCGAUGUCGAACGCGUUUACGACGAAAAUGAGCUCGUCGAGGCAUUCCAAGCACAAAAACUGGUCAACAAGCAACUGGAGCUCGAACUGAAAGCCUUAACGGAGGAACAAAACGCAAAAUUGGUCGAACUUCACAAGCAAAUUGACGAUUUAACGACAGAAAAAACUCGUUUGCACGCAAUUUUGCACGAGCAACUCGACGCAGUGACGGGCGACAGCGAAAAUGAUUCUUUUGAAGAAAUUUUGCGGCAAAAUAAUUAUUUGCGAUGCGAAGUCGAGAGAUCGGCGGCGAGUUAUAUCGAGAUUCAGGAACAAAUGAACGAGUUACAGGCACGUUUGAACGAGUUAACGAAGCAAAAUAAAAUGUUGCUGCAUGUCAUCAAGGAAAAUGGACUAAAUGACCCCACGGCAGCGGCAAAACCGGAAAAUGAGCAAAAUAAUUUGCUGGCAGUGAAGAAAAAGGCACAAAAUUAUCAAGGAAUUUUCAAAUAUCGCCCCGAAGACGAACCGAAAAUCCUUCAGAGGCUCGUUCAUGACUUGAGUCCUCGCACGGCGCUGACUCUAGAUCCCGGAUUGCCCGCUUUUAUCAUCUUCAUGUGCAUCCGGUACACGGAUUUAGUGAAUGCCGAUCAACAUGUGCGAACGCUUUUGAGCCAAUUUGUCCUCGCCAUCAAGAAAAUUUACAAAUUUAUGCAUUCCGUCGAUCAUCGGGUCUUGUGGAUCGUCAAUGCCAUCACACUUUUGAACCUUUUAAAGCAAUAUGGGGGUGUCGAAGAGUACCUUGCCUUUAACAGUGCCACACAAAACGAGCAACAACUGAAGAAUUUCGACCUUUCCGAAUAUCGUUCGGUCAUUUACGAAGUAAUUCUCGCCGGAUAUGCCGUGCUAAUUCGCCAAAUUCAAGCCAUAAUUAAGCAAUUCAUAGUGCCUGCAGUGCUGGAUCACGACGAAAUGUCGCGAGGACUCAACCGUUCGCGAACUAAAUCCUUGGAAGCGGCAAGUCCGACAUCGCCGACCGAGCCAAAGUCACUCAUUAAACAUCUCGACAGCGUUUAUCAGAAAUUGAAGUAUUUUGGGCUCGAUCCGUGUUACAUCGAGCAGUUUAUAACGCAGCUCAUGAAGUAUAUUUGCGCCGUUGCCAUGAAUAAUUUGAUGUUGCGCCCCGAAAUUUGCAUGUGGAAGACGGGAAUGAGGAUUCGGUAUAACGUGAGUUGCUUGGAAGGAUGGAUUCGGGAGACGCAGUUGUCGAAAGAUGUGCUGAAUCCGUUGCAACCGCUCAAUGAAGUCGCUCAAGUGUUGCAAGCGCGAAAGUUGGAGGAGGAAGACAUUGAAUCGCUGUGCGAAUUGUGCCCUCAUUUGACGGCAGGACAAGUUUUGAAGAUCAUAAAAUCCUACACCUCAGACGACUGUGAAAAUUCAAUCAAACCCGCAUUUAUCGAAAAAUUGGCAGAUAAGCUCAAAAGACGUCCCGGAAACCUCGCUGACGAAACCUUCGCCAUUGACGAGAACGCAGUUAUCGGACUUGCUGUAGUCUAUAAACAGAGCGAUAAAAAAUUAGAAGAAAUUGAAAUCCCAAGCGGAUUGCAACUAGAUGGCCUUUUAACGAAAAUUUAAUCGAAACGAGCUUAUUGCCUUCUUCCUUUAUAUCAAGAAUUUACAUAUUUGUAUAAAAAAAACAUUCCUUAAAAUUUGCUCCAAAAUUGGCAGUGAAUGAAACGAAAAACGUACUUUGUUAUAAUUUAUAAAAAAAAAUAAUUAAUUUAUAUUUGUAGAAAAUUAUAGAAAGAAGUAUUUAUAUAUUUAUAUUUUUAAAUAUUUAAAAAAAAACUUAAAAAUAAAAACAUUCCGUUCCAUGUUGUAGAAAAAAAAUCUACAACUGCAAUGAAAUUCAAGUACCUAAUCUAAAUAUCGCAGCUUUGCUCCUUAAAAUGAGAUUUCUAAAUAAUUAUUGAGCAAAAAAAACGUAUUCCUGUUAAAAAUGUAUUAUUGUUAUAAAAUUUAAAAUUAAUGUUCGCAAUAUAA
This is a messenger RNA of Culicoides brevitarsis, 5916 nucleotides long. It is a transcript of the gene didum, whose product is annotated as unconventional myosin-Va. Gene Ontology annotation, molecular function: actin filament binding; microfilament motor activity; ATP binding. Gene Ontology annotation, cellular component: vesicle; myosin complex; cytoplasm. The coding region runs from base 115 to 5508 and encodes 1797 amino acids. The record is from RefSeq and is a predicted model, not a curated record. Gene Ontology annotation, biological process: actin filament organization; vesicle transport along actin filament. NCBI's taxonomy places the organism in Eukaryota, Metazoa, Arthropoda, Insecta, Diptera, Ceratopogonidae. The transcript has 7 exons.